AUCUCCAUCGCACAGAACUUCAUGUGCUAGCGAAAUCACCUAUACGCAAUUACAAGGUCUGCAAACCGUCACAAACAUAUUUACGAAGGUACAUGGGGGAGCAUCCCGCUCCUCCACGUAAUCCGUGCUGUACCUCUACAAAGUGGGAAGUCACUUUCAAGAUUAAACCUGACGAUAGUUUGGUAUUUCUUUGAUUGUUUCACGGGAGCAGUAAGAACACCACCUAAAGGUCUUGUUUAGUUACUCCCUAUGGCGUUCAAUAUAACAAUUGGUCCCAGUCCUCAUGGUUCGGAUCAUUCCUCGCUAUCUGACGAAGAAGACUCCUCGGGUGUGCAGGUCUCUCCACCUUCUGACUCAGGAAGCCAUGAUUAUCAGGACCCUUAUGAUGAAUGGGCGCACUUGCCAUAUCCAGACGAACUAAAGCCAUCUGAUUCCGCGUCUCGACCUAGGACAUCGCAUCGUACACGCAGCCGUCACCCGGUCCACGGAUCGUCCUCGGCCCGUCGCCACCCAGGUAGACGUCACGUUGUGCAGGAACGGGAACAUUUUACUCGUCGCUCUCGCCGUCAGCCAUCUCCCGAGUCCCCAGAGAGCAUGGAUUCGGGAGAUGAAUAUGGCAGCCCUUAUGGUCGAGUAUCCCAUGAGAAGAGGGUUUGGCCUCCCGUGGCUCAGGGCCCAGCCUAUGCUCGCAGCUCCUCUCCGGUGCCUUCAUAUGUUUAUCCCAACACUACUACACCUCAUGGGGCUUUUGCGCACCAGAAUGGUCAUCAUACUCCGUCAGACCAGCUUAUAAGGCUGGGCCCCCACGGUCACCCCGCUCAGCCAACCCCUUAUGGCCAUGCAGGCUAUGCUUAUAAUCCCCAACUGCAACAAACUCAUGGCUCCUCUAUGCCGCCCUUUUUCGUUCACGACCAUCAUUUGGGGCACCUUCCGCACCAUCCGCCGCCUUCCAACACUCGGAGCGAUGGGCAUAACCCAUCUCAACACCCAAUGGCGCAAUCUCUCUCAUCUCAUGGCCCCUCUCCCUAUGGGGGUCCUCCACUGGGACCCCACGACUUGAUUCCGUAUGGACCGGGGGGUUAUUAUUCAUUUAGGGAGCCAUAUGGUAUGCUCCCUGGCAUGAUCCAUCCGUCCUAUUUCAAUCCAUACCCCCGCGUACCGUCUCCAAGUCAGGUUGAAUCAAUUGGCUCCUCACCCCCGCCACCUACGGAUACAUCAAAGGACGAGGCAAUAGCAAGGCUGGAGAGAUUGAUCCUGGAGGAAAGAACAGAGCGUGAAGCGAGGGAGCGACGAGAAGCGGCACGGCAAGCGGCAUUGGAGCAAGAAGCUGCUGAGCAAGUUGCAAGAGAAGAGCGUGCCGCUCAUGAGAUGAGGAUCGCAGAGGAAGCGGCUGCUCGUGCUAAAGCAGAGGCAGAACAAAGAGCUUCUGAAGAAGCAGCGAAGGCAAAGAAAGAGGCGGAAGAAGCUGCAGCGGCAGCGGCAGCAGAGGCGGCAGCGGCAGCCACUGAAGCUGCCAAUGCAGCGGCGGCAGAAGCUAUUGCUGCAGCGAGGGCUGCCGCAUCUGAUAAACCUCUCCCAGAGAAGAAGAAACCCAUAAAGUUCAAGGAUGCAGUCGGGCGGAAGUUUAGCUUUCCCUUUGAUUUGUGUUGUACUUGGCAGGGCAUGGAAGAACUCAUCCGGCAGGCUUUUCUCCACAUAGAAGUAAUUGGGCCCCAUGUCGCCGAGGGACAUUACGAUUUGAUAGGCCCCAAUGGGGAUAUCAUACUUCCUCAAGUUUGGGAAACUGUGAUCGAACCUGAUUGGACAAUUACUAUGCAUAUGUGGCCUAUACCAGAGAAGUCGAAGACCCCUGAACCCGCUCCACCUCCGGAGCCCCCUAUCCCAGAAGCUGCUACUACCCCUGAAGCUUCGACAGCACCGGAUGUGGUUGUCGCCGUUCCUAGCGAGGAGCCAAAAAAGAAAUCUGAGUCAACAGGUGCGUCUUAUGCCCGUCAUCUCAUCAGCAGUUCUUCGAGUCCACUUGCAUUCGCCCAUCCCAUACAUCGAACUGACUUGGUUCUCUAGGAACAAAAAAGCCACGAGCAAGGGCUCCUGAUCCUGGUGCAUUUGCCAUGUGGAUGGUAGGUGGUAACCGCAGGCUGAACAAGGCUUUAAAAGCGGGAAAAAAGCUUAGAGUAGUCCUGCAGCACGGAUUUUCUUGUCGUGUCAUGCGGAUAUGAUCUCUUAAUCUUUUAGUUGCCUUCAGACUGCGCAUUGUGAGGAGUAUUGGCCCGCACCUUGCAGGGU
Molecule: messenger RNA, 2286 nt
Organism: Aspergillus alliaceus
Lineage: Eukaryota; Fungi; Ascomycota; Eurotiomycetes; Eurotiales; Aspergillaceae
Exons: 3
Coding region: 250-2064 (604 amino acids)
Source: RefSeq, a predicted model, not a curated record